GAGUCCUUGAGCUUCAGUCAAUGUGAACGCUGCUAUCUUAGAGGACUGAUCAUUCUUGGACUAUACAAGCAACUGGACUUUCAAGUGUCAGCAGGAAAGGCAGAGGAGCCUGGAGAAGAUAUUACGGCAAGACCUUCACGAAGAUUUACCCUGCCGACAUUGCCAUCAUGUCAUCGGUACAAGUCAUCUACCAUCAGAAAAUCCACAAUUACCUCCUGAAUUCGGUAUUCCCCAAAGAUGAUCUUCCAGCUGUAAAAGAACCAUUUGAGAACUGCUAUCAGGUGGGCCCAGUUAUCGGCACCGGGGGAUUUGGCACAGUCUAUUCUGGAGUCAGGCUGGAAGACAAAUUACCUGUUGCAAUCAAACAUGUGUCAAGGGACAGGAUUGGAGAAAUGAAGCACAUGAACGGAACCUUGGUUCCUCUGGAAAUCUACCUUCUAAAGAAAGUGUCCACUGGCUGCCGAGGAGUGAUCCGUCUCCUGGAUUGGUACGAGAGGCCGGAUGGCUUUAUAAUAAUCAUGGAGCGACCAGAGCCCGUACAGGAUCUGUUCGACUUCAUCACAGAACGAGGGGCCCUUGGUGAAGAACUUGCAGCCAACUUCUUCCGUCAGGUGGUGGAGGCUGUACGGCACUGCCAUGCCUGCGACGUGGUUCACAGAGAUAUCAAAGAUGAGAACAUUCUUGUAGACCUCAGGACUGCUGAACUGAAGCUGAUAGAUUUUGGCUCCGGUGCCUUGCUACGGGAUGCUGUUUACACUGACUUUGACGGUACACGUGUCUAUAGUCCGCCAGAGUGGAUUCGGUUCCACAGGUAUCAUGGACGAUCUGCUACAGUGUGGUCCCUUGGUAUCUUGCUGUAUGAUAUGGUCUGUGGUGACAUCCCCUUUGAACAUGAUGAAGAAAUUCUCAAGGGAAAGAUCCAGUAUCGCUGCAGGGUUUCAAGAGAUUGCCAGAACUUGAUCGAGUGGUGUUUGUCUAAGAGACCCUCAGACAGACCAUCUCUUGAGCAGAUUUUGGCCCAUUCUUGGCUUUCCCAGGAAAAUCUUUUAGACCAAAAGGACAAUAAAGUGUCUAGGAAAUUGGACCAAGAAUCAACAAGCACGAAGCAGGAGAGCCUCUAAUUUCAUACAGAGACGCUCAUGAAGCGAGACCGGAAGGAUCUGCCGCAGUCCCGGUUGUGAAUGGGCUGGCGUGGGCUUGUGCAUCCAGUCUACAAGCUUGGAUUCCCGAUGGGAUAGAAGGAGCUGUCCCACCAGUGUGUGAUAUACCUCGUUGGGGGUCUUAAGAAGGGACUUAAUUUCUUUUCAUACCUAGAAAAUGUGGUGACCUCAGACCGUGGACUUAUUCCAGAGACCUCUCACUUUCCCAAUCGACUUUACAGGAAGAGUGUGAGCUUUAUAGUGGGAUGGGGGGCCAGGUAGCCCUGGAAGCCGUUGUGCAGGGUUUUUACUAGCAAGACUAUUCUGCUUCUUGCUCCUCUAGUUAUCCGCUGUAUUGGGGUUGAGUAGCUGCAGUUUACACUUGACAUCAUAAAUGUGUAUGUUUUGAGUGUGCAUUCAACUGGAUUGACACUAAUUUUAUACAUGGACCAAGCAAUAGCAGAUAUCAGCGACCAGACUUCAGCCAUCCCCAGCUCUAUUGGCUGUAAAACCAGACCGGGUCCUUUUCAUCUUCAACAGCCAAGUACAUUGCAGAAGAGGUCUUAAGGUUUAGUGGAUGCUCUUUAAAGCUCAACCAGAAUUGGGUUAGGCAGCAGAGUGGUAAUACCAACAUCAUGUAAAGAGUUAAUGCCAUUUCUGGCUGCAUGUAAGCCAAGCCGUGUACCCUGCAUAACUUUUUUAAUCAAAUUAUCACAAUCAUCGAAUAGUGAUACAUUUUGUUUAGAAGGGGCCAGGAUCUUCUAAAAAAAAAAAAAAAAUCACAAUUUAAUGCCAUGUCCAGUAGUUGAAUUUUCUUUUACCCUUAUUAGAGCGCAAAUAACAUUCUUUCUGUUGUAAAAGGGGACCAGCACCAUUACAUGGUAGUAAAGGGGUUAACGUAAAGGAUAAAACAGUCUUGCGCUAUUGGUUUUUACUAGCUGACUGCUUCUCAUACCUGUAACCCCCAGACGCAACAGAACAACCUUGGUCUGUUGCAUAGGAGUGACUGCAAAUCCAGUAGCUGGUUCAGUGAUGGUAUAAAUGCAAUCAAAUUAUUUUUUAUUUCAUUUUUUUUUAACUAUUUCAGAGCCUUAAAGUGUACCUUAAUGUUGACAUAACUCCUCGGUUGGGGUCUCCGCAGAGCGCUGUGUCCCUUCAUCUCUGCUCAGCUUUCUAACAUGUUAGCUGGUAUAUAAAUGUUUGGGUACACUUUUUUUUUUUUUAAACACAUCCAUGUCACUGAAUAUGAAAUGUAUUUUUUCCUUGUAGUUCUGAUCCAGAACCUUGUACUGUCUUUAAGAUUUGAAGCUAAAUAUAACAUCAGAUGUGGAUAAAUUGCCCUUUAUAAGAGUCACAUGUUUAGCACAUCAGACUUCCCCCUCCUUUUUGUGGCAUAGUUCAUGUAUGAUACUUCAUAAAAGGUAGUAGCCAGUAAGGUUUGUAAGUAUUGCAUUAAUUUGCUAUUAAUAUCAUGCCUUGUUCCUGUGGGCUAAUCCAGCCACUUGAAAUGGGAGGUGAUGUAAAUAGGGAUCAGUAUGCUGCUGCUGCAUGGUAAGGUGGAGGCGAGUUUACAAUUGUUAGUCCUCCAAAACGUAAAAGAUAUAACUUGCUCCUUAAAAAGAGCCUUUAGGCUGGAAUUCCAUUGAUUUUUUUUUUUUUGCAAAAACGCCGUAAUAAACGUCAAUUUUCCCGCACUGCGUUUUUUGAGCGAAAAAACGCCGCGUCCAGAUGUUAGCUGCAUGUCAAUAGUAAACUGCAAAAUGCUAGAUCAACUUGGCGUUUUUUAGUUUGGUGUUUUUUUUUUUUUUUUUUUUUUUUUAAAUCCUCUUGGCGUUUUUCAGCAAUUUUGGGCUCAGGCUGGUUUUUCAAAAUGCCCAACAAAACCUAGUUUGGUGGUUUUUAUUCUUCUUUUGGACUUUUGCGAUCCAAAAAAGUGAUGGAGAUAGAGAGAUGUGUAUGUAUAUAUGUGUAUAUAUAUUAUAUUUAACAUUUUGUUAUAAAAAAAAAAUGAAAUACAUUUUUUUUUUUUUUUU
This is a messenger RNA of Hyla sarda, 3172 nucleotides long. Its product is annotated as serine/threonine-protein kinase pim-3-like. Gene Ontology annotation, molecular function: ATP binding; protein serine/threonine kinase activity. The record is from RefSeq and is a predicted model, not a curated record. Lineage: Eukaryota; Metazoa; Chordata; Amphibia; Anura; Hylidae. The transcript has 6 exons. The coding region runs from base 168 to 1121 and encodes 317 amino acids. Gene Ontology annotation, cellular component: cytoplasm. Gene Ontology annotation, biological process: regulation of mitotic cell cycle; negative regulation of apoptotic process; protein autophosphorylation.